Messenger RNA from Mesocestoides corti, 333 nucleotides. Lineage: Eukaryota; Metazoa; Platyhelminthes; Cestoda; Cyclophyllidea; Mesocestoididae. The record is from the annotation of a GenBank genome assembly.
AUGUGUCACCUGUCUCACACCUCCUCCUCCUCCUCCUUGUCCUCGUCCUCCACCUCCCGCUCUGCUCUCUUCGUCUUCUGCUCCUGUCCUACUACUACUGCACGCCACCUCUCACUCUCUUCACCACCAUCAUCGGCACCACUUCCUAUCCACCCCUCAUUCCCUGCGUCUCCACCGACUUACAAUCUGUGCACCACCCAGGCUCCAAUGCACACGUGCACUAGCCACAAGUCCAAGUCACUUCAUCUACCCCUGUUGCACAUCUGGUCUGCGCCCCAACUCUCCUCCCUCGAGGCCGCCGUUCUUGUCACAUUCACUAAUUCCUGCCUAUAG